CUGGCCGCACUUCGCCUCUGCCCGACUGACUCGCUAUGGACCGCGACUGCUCCUGCACCGCCACCGGUGGAUCCUGCGCCUGCGCCAGCGCCUGCAAGUGCAAGGAGUGCAAAUGCAGCUCGUGCAAAAAGAGCUGCUGCUCCUGCUGCCCCGCGGGCUGUGCCAAGUGUGCCCAGGGCUGUGUGUGCAAAGGCGCCGCCGACAAGUGCAGCUGCUGUGAGUGAUCCCGAAGAGGCUGCUUCCAGGUGUAAAUAGAGCAACUGGCAUAAACCUGCUUCUCUUUCUUUUUUUUGCAUUUUUUUAAAAAAUAACCCUGAUCUGCGGCUUCAACCCUUGGAAUAUGUAAAAGAAAAAAAAUAAAAAGACCUCUUCAUUUGA
Molecule: messenger RNA, 378 nt
Organism: Sorex fumeus (smoky shrew)
Lineage: Eukaryota; Metazoa; Chordata; Mammalia; Eulipotyphla; Soricidae
Product: metallothionein-1L
Exons: 3
Coding region: 36-224 (62 amino acids)
Molecular function (GO): metal ion binding
Source: RefSeq, a predicted model, not a curated record